AUGAUCUCAUCAGUCUAUAACUACUUUUUCAACGGCAAUUCUUCAACAUCCCCACCUUCAUCGUCUAGACAAUACUCCACUAAUAACCCUGCGAUAUCAGAUGAGCAAGCUUCACAGUUCCAUCCAAGGCUAGCCACUAUCUUCCAGCAGUUGGACUCUAUUGCUCCACGAUUCUUUUUGCAAAAAGGCGAAAUAGAGAUCAUUCAGGAGCCCACAAUAUUUUACGAAACUUUAAAAAGCAAAAUUUUAUCGGCCAAGACCAGAAUCUUUCUAUCCAGUUUAUAUAUCGGCAAGACACAACAUGAGUUAGUCUCAUGUUUGGAUAAGGCCUUGGCACAAAACCCCGACUUGCAAGUGCUGAUACUUACUGAUUGUUUAAGAGGAACCCGCGAAGCUCCCAACAAUACAUGUUCGGCAUCCCUCUUGGUUGCGUUGGAAGAAAAGUACACCAAGCGCAGAGUAGAUAUACGCAUGUACCAUACACCUCACUUGUCUGGAUUAACAAAGAGCCUUACUCCAAAAAGAAUUAAUGAAGGAUGGGGCUUACAACACAUGAAAUUAUAUGGGUUUGACGAUGAAAUAAUUCUCUCAGGAGCUAACCUUUCACAGGAUUACUUUACCGAUCGCCAGGACCGAUACUACUUGUUUAAGAACAAGGCCAUCACCGAUUACUACUACAAGAUUCACAAUGCUAUAUCAUCCAUUUCAUACCAGAUCUUGCACACCACCAAACUCAAGCAAGGCUUCAAAUUGGUGUGGCCAACAACAAACCCAACUUGUGAACCACACUUGAACCAACAAAGAUUCAUCAGUGACACCUCACACUUGUUGCUGCCUUUGCUCAAACAACAUGAACUAAAGUCAUUUGAUGAACACCGCAACCACCUGGAUUUUGACACUGUUGUUUACGCAGUUUCACAAUUCACUCCGCUCUUUCCACUGAACCAAGACUUGUCCACUGAGAAACCAGCAGUCUUGCGUCUCUUAUCUUACUUAGACUCCCCCAAGAUCAAGUGGUGGUUUACUGCAGGAUACUUUAAUAUGCUUUCGGAGAUCCAGGACAGAUUGAUUAAUGGCCAGGCAAGAGGUAAAGUCAUCACGGCAUCACCCAAAGCCAACUCAUUCUACAAAUCACCCGGUGUAUCGUACUAUCUCCCUGAGGCGUAUUUGCUUUUCGCCAAGAAAUUUCUUGAACAUGUCAAGCGAGUUGGCAAGGAACAACUAAUCACCGUGUAUGAAUGGCAAAACGGCGUGGUGAACACCCCAGGAGGCUGGACAUACCACGCAAAGGGAAUCUGGAUCACAGUGCCAGAGGAAAACGAUCCAAGUAUAACCAUUAUCGGAUCUUCAAACUAUACAAAGAGAGCAUACAGCUCCGACUUGGAGAGCAAUGCGAUAAUCAUUACAAAGGAUGAGACAUUGAAACGCGAGAUGACUAAAGAAAUAGACCAUUUGAUGGAGCAUGUCACAGAGUUGACAUUAGAUGACUUUCAGCCCAAACAAUUACCCAGUCCAACAUUGCCACAAUCGGAAGCGGUUGAUUCGGUUAUUGUUCAGGAUGUUGCAUUGAAUGGUGAGCAGCAAGCGUCGGUGCUGCAACUGCUGCAUGGACAUCCACCAAAGUAUGCAAUUGAUGAAGAUCGAAAGAUUAGUUAUGGUGUGCGUCUUGCAGUAAAGAUCCUAGGUGGAAAACUAUAG
Lodderomyces elongisporus is the source of this 1698-nucleotide messenger RNA. It is a transcript of the gene PEL1, whose product is annotated as CDP-diacylglycerol--glycerol-3-phosphate 3-phosphatidyltransferase. Bases 1 to 1698 code for a protein of 565 amino acids. The record is from RefSeq and is a predicted model, not a curated record. Gene Ontology annotation, cellular component: mitochondrion. Gene Ontology annotation, biological process: cardiolipin biosynthetic process. Gene Ontology annotation, molecular function: CDP-diacylglycerol-glycerol-3-phosphate 3-phosphatidyltransferase activity. NCBI's taxonomy places the organism in Eukaryota, Fungi, Ascomycota, Pichiomycetes, Serinales, Debaryomycetaceae. The transcript has a single exon.